GCCCACUCGAAAGUGGGUGAAAGGUCGGCGGAGCCGGAGCUGCGACUGGGGCUGUGCAGCGAGGCGGCAGGGAACGUCCUGGCGGACAGACGGACCAUGACGGACCAGGCGAAGCCCAUCAGUCCGCUGAAGAACCUGCUGGCCGGCGGCUUCGGAGGCAUGUGCCUGGUGUUUGUGGGGCACCCGCUGGACACGGUCAAGGUCCGACUGCAGACGCAGCCCCCGAGUUUGCCUGGACAGCCUCCCAUGUAUUCUGGGACCUUUGACUGUUUCCGGAAGACUCUUAUGAGAGAGGGCGUCAGGGGGCUGUAUCGAGGCAUGGCCGCCCCCAUCAUCGGGGUCACCCCCAUGUUCGCCGUGUGCUUCUUUGGGUUUGGUUUGGGGAAGAAACUGCAACAGAAACACCCAGAAGACGUGCUCAGCUACCCCCAGCUGUUUGCAGCUGGGAUGCUAUCUGGUGUAUUCACCACGGGAAUCAUGACCCCUGGAGAACGGAUCAAGUGCUUGUUACAGAUUCAGGCUUCUUCCGGGGAAACCAAGUACACCGGUGCCCUGGACUGUGCGAAGAAGGUGUACCAGGAGUCCGGGAUCCGAGGCAUCUACAAGGGGACUGUGCUCACCCUCAUGCGAGACGUUCCAGCCAGCGGGAUGUAUUUCAUGACGUAUGAAUGGCUGAAGAACAUCUUAACUCCAGAGGGAAAGAGCGUCAGCGAGCUCAGUGUGCCUCGGAUCCUGGCGGCUGGGGGCGUCGCCGGGAUCUUCAACUGGGUGGUGGCAAUCCCCCCGGACGUGCUGAAGUCCCGCUUCCAGACUGCUCCUCCUGGAAAAUACCCCAAUGGCUUCCGAGAUGUGCUGAGGGAGCUGGUCCGGAACGAAGGAGUCGCGUCCUUGUACAAAGGGUUCACGGCAGUGAUGAUCCGCGCCUUCCCGGCCAACGCGGCCUGUUUCCUCGGCUUUGAAGUUGCCAUGAAGUUCCUUAACUGGAUCACCCCCAACUUGUGAGGCCGAAGGCUGCUCGAGGCUCCCGGGUGCUGGGAACUUCCCGAAGAGGAGCGGUGGGCAGGACUGGGCCGUCCUGGGGGGGGGGGGGUGUCAGAGCUCUGUGCAUGGACUCGCUGAGACCGCGUGCCUUAAUGACACCCUCCGCCUGCUGUAAUGUGGUGUGCCGCUUUGAAACUUGAAUUCACUCUUGUCAGUUUAAGGGAUCUCAGGAGGGUUUGAGGCGGGGUCAGUAGCUUCUAGACCAGAUACCACCUGUGGCCAGAGUACUGUCCAUGGGUGGGUUGACGGCUGGCCCUCCUGUACCCCAAAUACUAGUCUCAAAAGGGGAAAUCUCAGCCUUUCACUGGAGGUACUAUGCAUGUUUACAGCCAGCUGCCCAGGAGCUGGUCUUCUUUGAUCCCCAGCCAGGAACAGCCACCAGAUGUCAGAGUGUCAUCCCAUCUGCCAUGCACAGGGGUGUGGACUUGAGACCCACGUCUGUCCGUUGAGUGGCAUGAGCACGUGUGUAGGGCAGGUCGCCGGCCGACGGUGGGCCGUUUGUUUUUCAGGCAUGCUAGUAACCAAAGUGGAAUGGGGUCUACUUCCUCAGGUAGAGCGCUUUCCCUCCUACAGGGUGAGGCGUGUGGGGGUGACGGUCCCAGCCUGCUGGGAUGAGAGAGCCCACAGUGUAGGAAGGCUCUCCUCCCACUCUUUUCCCAUGAGAGCCCCCUAUUUUAACGAAACAAUAAAAGAUUGUUUUUCA
Myotis daubentonii (Daubenton's bat) is the source of this 1744-nucleotide messenger RNA. It is a transcript of the gene SLC25A20, whose product is annotated as solute carrier family 25 member 20. Gene Ontology annotation, molecular function: O-acyl-L-carnitine transmembrane transporter activity. Gene Ontology annotation, biological process: mitochondrial transport; carnitine transmembrane transport. Gene Ontology annotation, cellular component: mitochondrial envelope. NCBI's taxonomy places the organism in Eukaryota, Metazoa, Chordata, Mammalia, Chiroptera, Vespertilionidae. The record is from RefSeq and is a predicted model, not a curated record.